AGUCAUCUAGUAAUCCUGCAUCAGAAGUUACUUUCUUUGACUUUUUAUUGCUAAUGUCAAACCACUGACUUCUAAUUUGAUGGACAUUUCAUAGUUUUUCUGAGUUUUGAAGAAAAAUUCAGAAAGAACUCCUGAAUUUCUUGCUUCUAACUUUCCUCACACACAUCCCGGGUGCUUCGGCGUGGCGAUAGCGCACGGUGUGGGUUUAUCUCAGCAGCCCGUCACUGAGCCUUGGCCUCACACUGCCGGAGCUGCAGCUCAGCGGAGCAGUCUGAUCACUUCUCUCUCUUUCCUGAUAUUUAUUCCAUGUCAUGCCAGGUAAGAGGAAACCCAUGUUCUUACUCUGUUCUGUUCUCUGACACGCUAACUUACUGUUUGUUUUAGUCAUUUAAUUACUGUUUUUGAAUGAUUUAAGCAUUAGUGUUGAUCUGUACAUAAAGAAAUAAGCAGUGUUUACCUGUAAAACUCGAAAACUUUCCCUUUUUUACCCUUUUUAUAUUUAAAUCUGUAUGCUUCUUCCUCACAUUUCGCUAGUUUGGAAUCUGACCAACAUAGAACUGACUAAUUUUUUCUUAACUUAACCACUGUGUGCAUGUGGAUUAUGAAAGGACCUCAGACAAGCAGUAAAUGUCUGUUUUUAUUUUCACUUCAGACUUUCAGAUUCAGUUUACACCAUCAGCAAGCUGCCCGGCUUUGCAUUGUUGUCGUUGUCCACCUCAUGCUCUUUACACUAAAGAUGGACCCGCGUCUAGACUUGCAGGAUAACUUUGUUUAAUGCCGGGCCUUAUCAGUUCCUGCGAUAGUGUGUUUACAGUCACGAUGUGACGAUGCUGACUGGUGCUGAGAUCCCACAAUGCAUCGUUGACAGGUCAGGUGAUCCUGGAACUGAGCCUGUCUUGGAGUCUCCUUUGGUUUGAGUUCUCAGGCUGUUUCUGCUUCGUGAUCCACUCUUACUGUUUAUGUCAGCUGACUGAGUUGAUAACUCUGCCUUUUUAUGUAUCCCACAGAUCGACAUGAUCUUCUUCAAGCUGCCAUGAUGCGGUACAGAGUGAGAUUUUGCCCGCUCGCCAUCACAUUGCUGCUGCUGUUCAUCGCUGCAGCUGGACUGCUUGCAGGCUUUUUGCUGAAGUUCUCGAUUCGCUGGCGGAUCCUUCUGGGAUCACGUGUUUGUGCCUGCAGCAAAUGUUUAACGGAGGGCGAUUCCUGCUUCACAGAACUGGUCAAUGAGGCUCCUGAACCCUUUUUAUCAGGAACAUUAAGACCUCCACCCGAUGCAUUCAAGUGGUGGAAGCAUUUACAGGCUUCAAAAUGCAGCUACUCUUCCUACAAUGCCACGCUGGACCGAGUGUUUCAGAUGUUCCCGCCUUUUCCAAACGUGGCGGCGCCCAGCCCCGACCGCUGCAAGACGUGUGCUGUGGUGGGGAAUUCACACAACCUGAAGGGAUCCGAUUAUGGAUCACUGAUUGAUUCACAUGAUAUCGUUAUCAGAAUGAACCGUGCCAAAAUUGAAAGCUACGAAGGAGAUGUCGGAGCCAAAACGACUCAUCAUAUCAUGUAUCCGCACAGCGCCGUUAACCUGGAGAACAACACUUCUCUCGUGUUUUUCCCCUUCAAGAUCAGGGAUUUUGAAUGGCUCUUCAAGAAGUUCGAUCCAAACAUUCCAAAGUCGAAGACAAUUGCAAACAAGGAUUUGGUGGUGAUACUGAAUCCAGCCUUCAUGAAGUAUGUUCACCAGGCGUGGCUGGGCAGUAAAGGCCGCUGGGCUUCCACCGGCUUCAUGACGGUGGUCCUCAGCUUGUACAUGUGUGAUCAGGUCAAUGUUUUUGGGUUUGGGGCUGACAAGAAUGGAAAUUGGAGCCAUUACUUUGAAAAACUCCGCAAGAAGAGGCUGAAAACUGGAGUCCAUCCCGGAAAGCACGAAUUUCAAGUUAUUCAGAAAUUACACAAGAAAAAGAAGAUCCGGCUUUACAGUGGACAUUGAUUUGUUGGUGUUGAAUUACAGUAAUAAAAACGAAACGUUUCUCUUCAUUAUUGGGGGAUUUUUUUU
This is a messenger RNA of Salarias fasciatus (jewelled blenny), 2047 nucleotides long. RefSeq names its product CMP-N-acetylneuraminate-beta-galactosamide-alpha-2,3-sialyltransferase 2-like. The record is from RefSeq and is a predicted model, not a curated record. Gene Ontology annotation, cellular component: membrane. Gene Ontology annotation, biological process: sialylation. Lineage: Eukaryota; Metazoa; Chordata; Actinopteri; Blenniiformes; Blenniidae. The transcript is spliced from 6 exons. The coding region runs from base 995 to 1981 and encodes 328 amino acids. Gene Ontology annotation, molecular function: beta-galactoside (CMP) alpha-2,3-sialyltransferase activity.